UGACAAUGUGGCCCAUAACAGUCGAGCAUUUCCAUUUUUAGCGCUCUGUGGCUGUGGCUUGUUGAAGAAGCGUUUGAAGAAAGUGGAAGAGAGAGAUGGAGAAGGAGAAGGAGAAGAGCGAAAAAAGCAUUUGUUCAGGCGAUAUUGAUCACACUGAAACGCCUCGCCCAUGGCAGUCUUUUCAUACUGUUUACACCAACGCAAAAGCAGGUAUGGAUGGAGUGGACAAGGAGAAAGUGCAAAGAAUAGUGUAUGACAUGAGCAAAGGCUCUAAGUAUUUCGAGAACGAGGAACGGAAGGAGGCCUUUAUGAGGCAGAAAAUUGACAACAUGCGUGCUCAGUGCGCAAAGCUCACGCCAACUGCUAUAUCUCAGUAUCAGAAGGUGGCAGAUAGAAGAAUAUUAGAACUAGAAACUAAACGUGACUUGUCAAGAAUUUGGCUGCACGUAGAUAUGGAUGCUUUUUAUGCAGCUGUUGAAACAUUAAGUAACCCAUCCUUGAAGGGCAAGCCAAUGGCUGUUGGUGGCAUGUCUAUGAUUUCUACGGCUAAUUAUGAGGCACGGAAAUUUGGUGUUCGUGCUGCAAUGCCCGGUUUCAUUGCACGUAAACUAUGUCCUGAGUUAAUUUUUGUUCCCGUAGAUUUUAAGAAAUAUACUUAUUGCAGUGAUUUAACUAGAAAAGUUUUCCAGAAGUAUGAUCCCAAUUUUAUGGCUGCUAGUUUGGAUGAAGCAUACCUUGAUAUAACUGAUGUCUGCAAAGAGAGGAGCAUGACCAGUGGAGAAAUUGCUAAAGAACUUAGAACCACCGUUUUUGAGGAGACUGGUCUUACAUGUAGUGCUGGAGUGGGAUCAAACCGCUUGCUUGCUAAGGUUUGCUCAGAUAUAAACAAGCCAAAUGGACAAUUUGUCUUACCAAAUGAUCGGAUGGCUGUCAUGACAUUUAUAUCCUCACUUCCCAUACGGAAGAUUGGGGGCAUCGGUAAGGUCACUGAACAUAUUUUAAGGGAUGUUUUAGGAAUAAAUACAUGUGAGGAUAUGCUUCAAAAAGGUGGUCUCCUCUGUGCACUGUUUUCUCGUUCUGCAGCAGAUUUUUUCCUCUCUGUGGGACUGGGGCUUGGGCAAACUGAGAUUCCUCAAGUCAGGUCACGGAAAAGUAUCAGUAAUGAGAGAACAUUUUCAUCCACAGAGGAUGAGGCAUCAUUUUAUCAGAAAUUAGCUGAUCUUGCAAAGAUGCUAUCUGUGGACAUGCAGAAAGAAGGUCUUUCUGGGCGAACAUUGACUCUAAAAUUGAAAACAACUACUUUUGAGGUUAGGACCAGAGCUGUGACUUUGCAAAAGUAUAUUUGCUCAAGCGAGGAUAUUUUGAAAUAUGCAUCAAAGCUGCUAAAGGCUGAACUUCCAGUCUCUUUAAGACUGAUAGGCUUGCGAUUGUCCCAGUUCAAUGCAGACAAGGUUGUUGCUCCUGCUGAUCCUACACAAAAAACUCUCACCAAUUUUUUGAUAUCUGGAGAUGCGUCUAGGGAAAGUAUGGUUGAUAGUAGUUCCAUGGGCUCAAUUGUUGAUCACCACUUCAUGAAUGAUACAGAAACUGGUUUUUCUAUGGGUAGCCAUGAGGCCUGUAGUUAUGGUGGUAGGGAUUUAUUGGACAGCAGCCACUUUCCAGAUCUGGAAGAUGAUAAUUGUGCUAUUGGCAACAAUGAUGGAGAAAUGCUGAAAUUUCAUGAGCCUUUGAAUGAUGAAAAUGGAAACAAGGUGAAUACCCCAGAACGAAAAUCUUAUCAAAAUGCAGUGUCUGAGUUGAAAGCAGAUUCUUCUUCUGUGCCAUUUGCAUUUCGUAGCCUAGAUGAAGAGAACAAGAGGGCUAACUUGCCGGAUGAUGAUACAGUCUCUUCAUCCAAUCAGGGAGAGCUACUUCUGUGGGUAAAUGAUUACAAGUGUUCACUAUGUGGGAUUGAAUUACCACCUUGUUUUGUUGAGGAAAGGCAAGAGCACUUUGAUUUUCAUCUUGCUGAGAGACUUCAGAAGGAGGAAUCUCACUGUGACACAAGAAUGCUGAGACACAGGCUUUCCCCAAAGGAUAACAUCGCAAGCCAAAGAAAACGAAAAAAGCAGAGGGCUUCUCCAAAAGAUAAGGGACAUAUUCCAAUAGAUCUAUUUUUUGUUAGGAGUAGUCAGAAUUUUUAGCAUCGUAAUCUAUAUGUUGUUGUCCGUAAAUAGUUUUCUAUGCUAUAGCGAAAAUCCAGUGUAUUAGUGAUUAAUUCUUCUAUUCAUUUAUUGCAACAUGUGCAAUAUACUUAUUUCAGCCGUGUGUCACAAUAUGUACAGAUUUCAGCUCUGAUAAUAAAAAUCUCUGGUCUUCCAUACA
This is a messenger RNA of Quercus robur (English oak), 2364 nucleotides long. Its product is annotated as DNA polymerase kappa. The transcript has 14 exons. NCBI's taxonomy places the organism in Eukaryota, Viridiplantae, Streptophyta, Magnoliopsida, Fagales, Fagaceae. The record is from RefSeq and is a predicted model, not a curated record. Gene Ontology annotation, biological process: error-prone translesion synthesis. Bases 96 to 2183 code for a protein of 695 amino acids. Gene Ontology annotation, cellular component: nucleus. Gene Ontology annotation, molecular function: damaged DNA binding; DNA-directed DNA polymerase activity.